Molecule: messenger RNA, 1108 nt
Organism: Xiphophorus hellerii (green swordtail)
Lineage: Eukaryota; Metazoa; Chordata; Actinopteri; Cyprinodontiformes; Poeciliidae
Gene: gpx3
Product: glutathione peroxidase 3
Exons: 5
Biological process (GO): response to oxidative stress
Molecular function (GO): glutathione peroxidase activity
Source: RefSeq, a predicted model, not a curated record
UCAGCAGAUGGCGUCAUGUCAGCCCUCCGCCCCCUGCCACAGAUGUUUACUUCCCCGGAGGGAGAAGCUGGGAGACAUCCACAGAGAGCGGUCACAGUGUCGUGGAUAGACGGCGUCAUGCGGUCCUUCUCACCGCUGCUGCUGCUGCUCGCUCUGCUGCGACCCUUCGCCGCCUGCGGAACCGACUUCGUGCAGCGGUGCGACUCGUCCACUGCUGGCACCAUCUACCAGUACAAUGCAAGGACUCUAAAUGGAAGUCGCGCUGUGAACUUUGGCGACUUCGCCGGCAAGACUGUCCUUUUUGUCAAUGUCGCUACAUACUGAGGGUUGACUUUUCAGUAUGUAGCACUGAAUGCACUGCACGAGGAGCUGAAACCCCUCGGUCUCACUAUUCUAGGCUUUCCCUGCAACCAGUUUGGCAAACAGGAGCCGGGGACGAAAAGUGAAAUCCUUUCAGGCUUAAAGUACGUCAGACCAGGCAACGGAUUCGUUCCAAACUUCCUGCUGAUGGAGAAGGGUGAUGUGAAUGGCAAGAACGAGCAACGGGUUUUCACAUUCCUCAAGAGCUCCUGCCCUCCAGUCGGGGACGACUUUGGCGCCCCUUACGGCAGGCUGUUCUGGGAGCCUCUCAAAAUCAACGACAUCAAGUGGAACUUUGAGAAGUUUCUGGUGGGGCCCGACGGAAAAGCGGUGAUGAGAUGGAACCCCCGUGUCGACAUGUCUACGGUCCGAACGGACAUCCGCAAUUACCUUCUGCGACUCUACACGCAGGAAUUGCAGAAUUAAAAGCGAUAUGUGCUUAAUUUUGUUGUUUUAAGUGAUGUAGCAAUAGUUCACGCACAGAUGUAAGGUAGCAGAUUGGAUGGUAAUGUGACAGUUUCUGAUACAUGAAGAUGGCAUGUAGAAUGAAGAGGAGGCUUGAAAACAGGAACUCUGUGGUGCCUCCUCUGAGUCUGGGGGUGCAGGAAAGCUUUUCAGUGCAUUCAAGCUGCCCUGCAAUCCCACAGCACCAUGGCAUCUUCUCAUCCCAGGAACUGUUUGCCAUUACAGCAAAAUCUCUUUUCUUUUCUGUUUCUUUUUAAGCUUCAAUAAAUCAUUAAGAAAGCCA